Harmonia axyridis is the source of this 5047-nucleotide messenger RNA. RefSeq lists its product as uncharacterized. Lineage: Eukaryota; Metazoa; Arthropoda; Insecta; Coleoptera; Coccinellidae. Bases 79 to 5016 code for a protein of 1645 amino acids. The transcript is spliced from 5 exons. The record is from RefSeq and is a predicted model, not a curated record.
CAAACAGUUUUCCAUCAAUUUUUAUAGUUAGUUGCACAUCGACAUUACAACGAACAGUUUAUAAAUCAUUCGAUCUCUAUGAAUUACCGGAAAAUGAAUUUUCAUUGGUGCGUGAUUGUUUUUGCCAUAUUUUCUGCCGUUUGUGACACGAAAAGUGUGAGCUGCGACGGUUCCGAACACUGUGAUAAAACUACAACGAGUGAAAUCGAAAAAAGUACAGAAAUCUUCGUGCCUGAUGAGAAGAACCAGCUUGAAGCACUCAAGGAAAAUGUAGGUAGAGUAGGAAAUAAGUUAGAAGGGAUAGUUUAUGAAGUUCUUAAAGAUAUACUCAGAGAUGACCUAGAUUCAGAUCGUUCAAACCAGUUAUCGAAAGAAACAAAACCAGUCAAUGAAAUAUCCUUCAAUAAAAUCAAAUCCACGUCCUCCAACGAAAAUAAAAAAGAAUCUUCUAUUAACAAGCCGAAAAUUUUCAUCAAAAAUGAAUUAUUGCCAAAAACUAACGGAACCAUUUCCAAUUCAACCGAAAAUAAUUCGAAUCCUUCCCUGUAUAAUUACCAACUACUCGCUAGUAACAUUCCCAUAACAGAAUCUAAUCUAGCAUCAUCCAUAGCUGAUACAAAUAUCACUCAAACAGUCGUAACAACUGAAGCUAAUUCAAAACCUGUAACAAAAAUAUAUUCUAAAAUAAGCAACCCAGAUUCUUCUUCUACUGAGAAAUCUAGAGAAAAAAGAAUGGUUCAUGAGAACCCAGAACAAACGCUAUCAGUUGAGAAUUUUCUGGAAUCGAAUCAAGAUAAAAAUUUAAAUUUUCCUGGGGAGUCUAGAGGAAGCCAAAUGAGUGACCCACUCAUCAUGGGGACUGAUGAGAUGAGAUCAAAUUCAAAACAGGAUCCUGUUAGGAGGGAUCCGAAAAAAGAACCAACGGAAGGCAAUAGAAACAAAAGACCCCAAGAUGAAGUCGGUAUGAGGCAACUUCCUAUGCCAGACAAUCCUCCACCAUUUGAAGCUACAGGGAUAAUCUCAAAUAAAAAAUCACAAAACCAUGCAAACUCCGAAAACCACACAAUAGAAUCCCAGAAAAAACACAAAUCAUCAUCAGAAACACAAAGACCGCAGAGAAGAAAGAUGGUUAUGUCAGAAGAUCAUCCUGAUUUCCGUUAUCAAAUUCGCCAGGAAACUAAGAACGUUCAACGCAAUCAUGAUGGAAUUCAAGACCGGAGAUCCGAUGUUAAAUCUGAUUCCAAGACUAUUCAUACCCAUACGAAGAGCGACGAUCACUUUGAAGGAAUGUCGAAUCGAAGAACCAAUUCAGAUUUAUCUGAUUUUCAAUUUCCACUACAAAUCGAGAUGAAAAGAGGUCCCAAUAAAAAUGAAGAGAUGGUGAUCUCGAGAUCAAAUCCAGAUUCUUCCGAAUCCGGAUUUCCAACUCAUUCAGAAAUGAGAAAACUUUCGAAGAUAGAAGCCACAAAUAAAAAGGCAAGUGCAACAGAGGAUAUUGGUGAUUCAAGACUUGGACAAGCUUACAUGUGGGCGAAUCCACCAUCCAAUUGCUACGAAAAAAAUAACAGGGAAGAAGUGUUGGAAAAACAACACAUAGAAGACUUGAAAUACGAAGUGAAUAAGCUCAGAUCAGUAGUGGAUCUUUUGAAAGAGCAGCAACGGCUUAUAAAUUCAUUCGAAGGCGAUAAGAAGAAUAUGAAUACUCAAGAAAUGUUGAACGUUUUGAAUCAGAUAAAUAAUCCCAAUGAAACACCAAGUUCGAUGGAAAAAACUCAAUAUGCAGUGGACACCACAAACAAAGCGAAUCAUGAAGAGUUAGGACACAUCAAAAUUCAACUGAAAGAUGCCAUCGAAAAUCUGAAUAGAACUCAGGAGAUUCUUAAUUUAGAACACAAGAAGGAAGUGGAUUUGGAAAAGGAUUUGAAGAAUACGAAAACUGAGAUUAAUUGGCUAAAAUUGAUAAUAGAGAAUUUCAUUAUCGAACAAGCCAAGAAGAAGCUGAAGGAAGAUAAUAAUGGCUCAAAAGUAAUGGGUGAAGGAUUAAAAACAGUGAAUGAAACUACUCUAGUCGGGGCAAGAAAUCCAACGACUUCAAUCAAGAAAGCUCAUAAUCGAACUAUUCCAAGUACAGUGAAGAUGGCAGAAGAGAAGCUUUUAGAAUUAGGAGAAAUGAGGUCUCGAGAAAGUUCUUCGAAUGAUAUCGAUGAAAUACAAACGAAGAAUUUGAGACUAAGUUCACCAAAAAGUAGGGCUAGCAGUGCUUCAAAUAUAGAGAAAUUACUAGACAGUCUGAAUGACAAGCAAUCAAAGACUAUCGACGAUGAUGACAACUUUCAGAAUAGGCUAAUAGAAGCAAUGAAGCAAGUAAGAAGGAAAAAAGAAGAAGAGUCCUUCACUAAAGAUAUCCUGAGAAAAAUACAAAUGAACACUAUAGAAAGUAAAUCAGAAGAUGACAUGCUUCUGAAGUUUCAAAAAGCUUUGAAGGCUCUAGAUAACCCACAAAGUAAAACCGAUGACUUGGACAUUGUAGACCAACUCAAGGUACUUCAGAGGGAGAUUAGCAAACUCAAAUCAAAUGAUGAUUUAAAUUUGCCUUCUGAUGAUGUGAAAACCCCCGGAAUAGAUAAUGCUCAACUUCAAAUAAUGUUGAAAAACUUGAUCGCUAACAACCCACAAUUCCAAUUGCAAGGAGGUAAAGUACCCCCUUUAACACCACAGCAGCUGAUACAGUUACAAAAGAAAUUCGGAAGUCAAGGCAUGGUACCCCAAGGAAUAUUAAAUACAGGCAUAGGAGGCGUUGGAGUAGGAGUUGGAACUGACUUUGGAGUUUCACCACCAGCUCCACUCAUGAAUUCAUUCCCAAUUGGAAUUGGAAAAGUUGGACCGUUGUUUGGACCCUAUAAUCCGAACGUGGGUCCAUAUGGUGCUCAUGGAUAUGGCAAGGACCUCGAUCUAACCUCAUCUCUUGGUUCAUACCCUGGAUACGGUUUAGGACAAGACUUAUCGAAAAUAAUGUCCUAUGGGCCACAAUCGAGCAACACUUACACCUCUUCUAAUGGAUACAAUGAUUACACCGCCAAGCUUGGAUAUUUCGGAGCCAAUAAUGGCUAUGGCAGCUACGGUUCAGGACCGGCAUCAGGAAAUUCCUACCCUUCAAAUGGCAACAACUAUCCUAUUCCACCCCUUGGACUUUACAGUUCUUCCAAAACUCCUUAUGGGGGUUAUAUGCCUGGUUAUGGCAAUAAGUACACCACACCAUAUAAGAACCCUUAUAAAUCUCAAGACAAUGGUUAUUCGAUGGGUCCUUACAACAAUCAACCACUGACUUAUAGUAAUCCAGCAUAUGGACCAAAGGUUGAUCAGUAUAGCAAUGACAAGCAAAGUUAUGGAAAUAACAAUUUUUUUCAGAUGGCACAGCCUAGUUCCUAUGGAAGUGGUCCACCAGCACCUUAUCUGCCUCCAAAAACAAUUGAUGCACCAGGUCCAGAAAAAAUUUACGGAAAUCAACCACCGUAUGCCACUGGAAAUUCACCGUAUGGGUCGGACAAAAUCGAAGAACUGAAGACUCAAAUCUACGCACUCCAAAAUGCAAUCAGCACCUACAAUAGGCCCGAGUACACACAGACCGCCGAAGACAAAAGCACCAUACACAAUCUAGAACAGCAAAUAGAAGAAUUGAAGGGGAUAGUGAACUCUCUGAAUGGUUACUCAGGUGAGCAACAGAACUAUCCUUCACUAGGACCAAGUCAAUAUGAACCAAAUCCAUAUAAUUCCCCAAUUGAUCCGAAGAAUGCUGAUAGCUUCAACAGGGAUAACGAGAAAAAAACAAAAAGAUCAAUAAAUGAUGCAGGAUCAGAAAAUAAAUCUGAAUCUACAAAUGUAGAGGAGCGUGUUGAAAAUCAUAACAACGAUGGUGCAUGGAAUAAAAUCACAUCGUUUUUUAAGGAAACAAUAGAAGAAUUCGAUAAACCUAGCAACAAAACAAAAAGAAGAAAAAGAUCUGUUGAUGACAACAUGUUAGAAGAUAAUUCGUCUUCAAACGUAAUGGACAAAUUAACAACUGUCUUGAGGGAAGUUCUUGAAGAUGAUACGGAUAAUACACCAAAAUCGAUGUUUGGAGGCUCCAUGUCACCGAAUACGAUGAAUUCUUUAUCUAGGUCUGCAGAAAAUCAACAAUCCAACAUGAUUCCGAAACAAACAUCACUUCAGGAUAUCAAGAAUCGGAUUGACCAUCUUAAGAAACAGCUAGAAAAUCCGAAGCCAUCUAACGAAGCUCCUGAUAAAGCAAGAUCUGCUGAACAACCUGGUCAAACUGCUCGUUCUUCAUCUCGACACUCCCUUCUGCCUGAACCAUCCUACGGUUUCAACUACGCCCUGAAUAAAUUCUCUCCAGAUUUGUCAGUCAAAUCGAAAAAACUGGAUAUUUUCAAGGAAAUCGUGGCAAGGGUGAUGGACAAAGUUAUCGAAUCGCUGCCAGUUAUCCUGCAGAAGUUAUUCGGCUUUGCUGUUCACGAAUUAACAGCUUAUGGCGAUGAUUACAGUACUGCAUAUGGGGCAGAGAGCAGCUAUCUAUCCGUCUUCAGAAACCUUGGUAUAUUCGGCUACCUACCCUUGAUCUUGUUAAGGGUAGUGAAUGCCAUAUCAACCUUUAUUUACAUCCUGCAGAAAAACAAGUUCUUGAAAUACUUCUUGGUACCAGCCGGUGUGGUUUUGUUGGUAACCGGUGGUAUGGUGUUCUUGAUUUGGUGGAUGCAGCCAGGUGAUUUUUACGUGAAUUAUGAUAAGUUAUCGUACGAUAAGGAAUCAAGUUAUGGAGGUGAUUACUACGCUGGAGAAUAUGGGAAGAAUAAUGGUCAGAUCGUGAAAACGUAUAAUUCCGAAGAUGGAAAAUCUAGAAUUCAUCCGUACAACAACGGUGCAGAUGCUAAACCAUUGCAACCUACUGGUUAUCCUGCAUUCUACAAACCAAAUCUUGUGGUUCCUUCAGACAAUCAAUUGCCUGUGUACAAUGAAUAACUUUUUUUACUUUGAUAAAGAAAUAUUUUGA